Molecule: messenger RNA, 1437 nt
Organism: Plasmodium malariae
Lineage: Eukaryota; Apicomplexa; Aconoidasida; Haemosporida; Plasmodiidae
Product: splicing factor 3B subunit 4, putative
Exons: 3
Coding region: 1-1437 (478 amino acids)
Biological process (GO): positive regulation of mRNA splicing, via spliceosome
Cellular component (GO): U12-type spliceosomal complex; nucleolus
Molecular function (GO): RNA binding
Source: RefSeq, a predicted model, not a curated record
AUGUUUAUUCCUCAUAAAAACCAGGAAAUAAGUCAUAUAUAUGAAAGAAACAAUGAAGCUACACUUUAUAUAGCAAAUUUAGAUACCCAAGUGGACGAAGAGAUCUUGUGUGAACUGUUCAUGCAGUGUGGUAAUGUGAAGAAUGUCCACAUACCAAGGGACAAAAUCAAUGGGCAUCAUUCGGGGUACGGAUUCGUCGAAUACGAAUAUGAGUACGAGUGUGAAUACGCAGGGAAAGUGCUAAACAUGACAAAGCUAUUUGGAAAAGCGUUAAGAUGUAACAAGGCAUCUCAAGAUAAAAGGUCAUAUGAUGUUGGAGCCAAUUUAUUUAUAGGAAAUUUAGAUGCAGAAGUAGACGAAAAGAUGUUAUUUGAUAUAUUUUCAUCCUUUGGUCAAGUAGCAACAGUAAGAAUAAUGCGAAAUGAAGAUGAUACAUCAAAAGGACAUGGGUUUAUAUCAUAUGAUAAUUUUGAAUCGAGUGAUAUGGCAAUAGAAAAUAUGAACAAUCAGUUUAUAUGUAAUAAAAAAGUACAUAUAUCCUAUGCUUUUAAAAAAGAUACAAAAGGUGAAAGGCAUGGAACGGCAGCAGAAAGAUUUAUAGCAGCAAAUAAAGCAUUAACAUUGUACCCUAAUAAUGAAAAUACAGCUAAUGGUAUAUCUUAUAAUAGUUCAUCAACUAUUGAUAAUACAACAAAUAAUAGUAAUAAUAAUUAUACUUCGAUAAAUAAUGAUAAUAAUUUAUUUUUAAAUAAUAUGAUGAUUUCAUCUACAAAUAUAACUAAAUUUCCCCAUGAUCCUAUCCCCCCUCCCCUUAUUAAUUCUUUCUUUCCAACCAAUCCACCACCACCUCUUUCAUCCAAUUUUAUGCCACCAACUCAUAUUAACAUACCACCAAAUACAAGAUCGAAUAAUUCGUAUAUAAUGCCCUCAAAGGUUAUCAGUAAAAUGGUGGGUAGUAUGCAACAGAAUAUGUCACCAAACAUGCCACCAAAUAUGUCACCAAACAUGCCUCCAAAUAUGUCACCAAACAUGCCUCCAAAUAUGUCACCAAACAUGCCUCCAAAUAUGUCACCAAUCAUGCCGCCAAAUAUGUCACCAAUCAUGCCGCCAAACAUACCUCCAAACAUGCCGCCAAUUAUGCCUCCAAUUAUGCCCCCUAACAUACCUUCAAAUUUUCCUCCAAAUUUUCCUCCAAAUUUUCCUCCAAAUUUUCCUCCAAAUUUUCCACCAAAUUUUCCACCAAAUUUUCCACCAAAUUUUCCACCAAAUAUUCCACCAAAUAUUCCUCUAAACGUGCCUCCUACUAUACCACCCACUAUGCCACCAAACUUGCCCCCCAUUUCGCCGGACGAAGGAACUUCAAAUGCAACAUCGAAUGUUGAAACUAAUCAAGUGAAAGAAAGUAAGGAAUGUAUAAACACCGAAAAUCAUGAUUAA